Messenger RNA from Cucurbitaria berberidis CBS 394.84, 3347 nucleotides. RefSeq names its product glycoside hydrolase family 18 protein. Gene Ontology annotation, molecular function: chitin binding. The transcript has 10 exons. Gene Ontology annotation, biological process: carbohydrate metabolic process. NCBI's taxonomy places the organism in Eukaryota, Fungi, Ascomycota, Dothideomycetes, Pleosporales, Cucurbitariaceae. Bases 67 to 3126 code for a protein of 1019 amino acids. The record is from RefSeq and is a predicted model, not a curated record.
ACUGUGGUUCGCCGCGUUGCCUACUACCAGGCCUGGAAUGCGCGGCGGCGAAACUGCGAUAAGGUCAUGCCCAGCCAAAUUGACACGACCGGUCUGACCCAUCUGAUUCUCUCUUAUGCUACAAUGGACCCAAAGACGUUCGAGGUGCGCCCUAUGCAUCCCGAUGAUGAGGAAGUCUACAAGCAAUUCCUCGCUCUCCCACCUAGCGUUGCCAAGUGGAUUGGCAUUGGAGGUUGGGAGUUCAACGAUCCUGGUUCCACAAACUACACUUGGUCCCUGAUGUCGAGCAGUAAGGAGAACCGCAAAACCUUCGUCGAGUCUCUUAGGAAGUUUUUGGCCAAGUGGAACUUCCGUGGCGUCAACAUCGAUUGGGAGUGGCCUGGCCAUUCAGCCCGCGGUGGAAAUUCGGCCGACAAGCAGAACCACGUCACCCUCAUGACUGAGCUUCGCCAGGCCCUAGGCAGCGACUUCGGUCUCUCCACCGUCCUGCCUGCCCAAUACGAAUAUCUACAGCAUAUGGACCCCAAGUCACUUGAAGCCCAGGUUGACUUCCUUAGCAUUGUGACCCACGACCUUCAUGGAGCAUGGGAUGCUUACAUUCCCGGUCUAGGACCCUACAUCAAGCCACACACGGAUCUGAAGGAGAUUGAAGAGGCAUUGAAACUUCUCUGGUCUGCCGAUGUCACCCCAAAGAAGAUCAAUCUUGGUGUUGCCAAUUAUGGCCGCGGCUUUACCGUCUCUAACAAGGACUGCAUGAUAUACGGCUGUCAAUAUACUGGCCCGAGCAAUGCAGGAAGCUGUACGAACCUUGAAGGGUUACUAAGCGCCUGUGAGAUCAAGCGGAUCAUCGCCGCUAAUAACCUUUCGCCCAACAUCCUCUAUGGUGGCGCAGGCGUGAAGGAGAUUCGCUGGAACGAUCAGUGGGUGGCAUACGACGACAAAGAGACCUUUGACCUAAAACUAGAGCUGGCUACUAAUCGUUGUCUUGGUGGCACCGCACUUUGGGCCAUCGAUUAUGAGAUUUGUGAUGGAAGGCAAGUUCAACCGAAUCCCAGCCCUCAACCAUCCUCCCAAGCUAGCUCAAGUGGUGCUGUUAUUCCGACUACAACUUCAUCCGCUCAGGGAAGCUUGCUUCUAUCGACGUCAUCGUCGACCGCUGUUGAGUCGUCUGCUACAACGAGCGGGGCCCUCAGCUCUACAGCUGUACAAUCCAGCUCAGCUGCUGCAACCUCUGCUAGUCAAUCUACCAGCGGUUCUGAACCACAAUCCACUUCUUUAGGCGGCUCAUAUACAGCGACAAUCAGCUCAGCUGCCUCGUUUUUCUCUUCCUCUACUAUAUGGAGUGACUCCACACCUUCUAGCGAUUCAUCAGCGCAAUCUUCUAACGUACCAACCUCCACACCCUGGGCGAGUAGUUAUAGCAGUACGUUCACAACUGUUAGUACUGCCGCACCCAGUGCAACGCGGAUCUCGGAGACUGAGAGUUUGGGGGGGACUAAAACACAAGUUUCUGUUACCCCGUCUGAUGCGUCGCGUAAACCCUGCCCUUGGGAAUGUUGGAAAGAGGAAUGGUGCAAGAUGUUUUUCGCGACCACUUCAGGCGGCGUUCACAAUGAUGGCGAUCCGGACUCUCACUCAGACAGUGAUCACGGUUGCGUGCCAAAUAACUGUAUAGCAGACUGCAUCAUGUGGAGAAUAACCACUUUAUUGCUCUUCAAGCGCCCCGUCUGCCCUUGUAUCCCGAGGAAGUGCGACCAGGACAGCGACUCGGAUAGUCCGAGCGACAGUGAUAAGGACGAUCCACACCCACAUCCCCGUCCGAAACCUAGCACGAAGCCCCACGACAAAGAUCCAGAUAAUGAUUCUAAAGACAAGGACGAUCAUCCAGAGAAUGGUGGAGACGGAGAGUGUCAGAUGCUCGGUUGUGGCUGCGGAUGGAUGGGUCUUGGUUUUGGACCUGGUUGUGCAGACACCACCAUCACCUGGGAGCUCCCAAAGUUCGGCUUCACUUGUGGACUUUUUGGGUGUAAGCCCUGCAACUUCUUCGGAUGCACAGAACCAGGGACAGAUCCAAACGGUAUCUUGGGCUAUAAUGGAUACUGCUUGGUAGAUGGAGGUUGCCCACCAUGCCCACCGGAGAUCUGCAGUGGGCCAUCUUGUACAAUCUCCGGCGGCUGUGGACCAAAGCCUGGACCGCCGCCAACUCAACCUGCGAAUCGUCCGAAGUCAUGCGACGAAUGGCAAAAGACGACAGUGACUGAACGCUUUGUGUGGUGUACGGAGGGAUUUGCAGUCUCUGAGUUACCCUCUAGCAUCGGGCUGACCUCGUCAACCAUGAUCUCAUCAGUGUGCGUGCCGUAUAUCGAGGCCACCCUCAAAGCCUGCCCAGGCGCACUACUCGGCUACACGACAACGACAACGAAGACAGAAAAGAGCACACUCACUUCUGAAGCUCCAGCGUGCACUAGGGCUCCACUUUCGCUAGACGACGAUGAAGGCGAUAAUAUGCCUGCCGAUGGGUCACUUUCUUCCUCGAUUGUCUUCCGUUCCAACGCAUCGAAGUCCUCCAUGACAACCCCAUCAAUGAUAACUACUUCGUCGACCACGUCGUCUACCACAUCCACUCAGGAACCCGCCACAACAUCGGCUACGAUGGAUAGAUACGGAAAUUGGAGGGUCAACUUUCACCACUGGAUGGAACCUGAACAAUCGGGGAUCGAGUGGGUGCUCUACGAUCCCAAUGGAAAUCAAGCUGGCGCAGGCGGGGUGCAGGGUAAAGAUUUCAAGGAAAUCACUGACUACAUCGAGUCGAAAAAUCGCAUCGAAGAACACUCCAUGCUGUUUGGCGUUCGCGUCACCGUCACAGACCCCACGAACGUAGACAAAGCGCGCGUCAAAUUUGUCAUAGAAAAGGAAGUACCUGGCUGCCACAAAUGCAAGCCCAUGAUGAUCACCGAGGACAAGACGGAAAUCCAUCCCUUCGAGGUCAGAAGCUGCCAAGAGGUAUGCCAGGAGCCCAAGCUCAGGCCCGCGAACUUUUGGUGCAACGACCUCAAUGAUGCCAUGUGGAUACCGGAGAAUGGUGGCUGGAAACGCAGGUUCUGGUGCGGAUGGGUGGGCUUCUAGGCCUGGCCUUGGUUUUACUCAUGGCGUCUGGAUGGCACAGGUACACCGAAGUCUCCAGCCUGUUUGCUGGCGCAUUGGAGGUAAGUAGACGCUAAAAUACUUAUUUCGACUCCUAACCCGCUCAACUAUCUUGCAAUACGCUCGUGAUGUUGCCUAGUAUCUUUCUCUGCUCCAGCCGCCGGAAUCGAAGCGCAAAGGUCUCGACCUGUAUCGCUACGCCA